CUUUUCACAGGUGUUUUCUUUUUCUUUUUUUCGCCAGUGUGCUUUUUUCGCGACAUCAUGCGACAGUCCAAACAGGAUCUGGCACAUCGACAUAUCGACUCACGACUCGUUUCAUCGGUCUGCACGACCCUUCUAAAAUUGCUGCAGCGACCAUCUGCUUUCCUGGCCGCAGCUUGUUGUGUCUGCUAGAGCUUUGUAUUCACUGACAUGUAUAAGACAGUUUACAUGUGUUCUCACAACAGUAGACACCAUAUUGUGCGAACAGUGAGAGUGAAAGAUAAGAUCAAUAUGUGGCGCGUCGUUUUUCUCACCCUGUUUCUCUUCAAGCCUUACAGCGCAGAUCGACCUUAUGAUUCAGAUGAUGCCGUUCCCGUUGAAGGAAAUUGGACCGAGCUGCACAAGUUGAGGCCCAUCCAGGUCUAUUUUGUGGGAGAUACAUCGUUCAAGGGUUAUUCCCUUGAAGACAUUCGCCUCUACGGAGAUUCCAUGCUUCUUUACAAUAUUGGUUUGAAAGUCCCAGCUCCCAAGGCAAAAGCAGUCGGCGCUGCUGUGCUUUCAGAAGCUCAAGAGCAGAAGUACCUGCCCACCAGAGAAGGGCUGCUCGCUGGCACGAUCUCACAGGAAGUCAUUCCGGGAACAGAUCUCACUGGUUACCUGCAGGAAAAUGAGGCAGCAUUUUAUGCGGAUCUUGUUGUUUUCAUGACCAGAUUUCAUGCCUACGAAUACGCAGGUUGGCAAACAGAAAAUCUCUACCCAAGGCUUUGCAGCAAUCAGAAGUUCCACAUCGUGCAUACUGGCCUAUUCGACUACAACUAUUUUGCUGAUGGCUCUCUAUAUGUGGCCGUAACAGACGCCCUCACAUUCGUUGAACCAUUCGACGCUGACUUAGGCAAGGGUCGGAGUGACAGUUCUGGCAAUCGUGACGGAGUAGUCAUUGAAUACGGCGAGGAGGCAUACAGAAGAAUAUUGAAAGGAAACGACGACUACAAAUGCUACUACUCGUCUGACACUUGGUCACCACCCCCGGUUUUCGACAUUAUAAAAGAACGGUUCACCUUUUAUGAAUCUCGCCAGGCCUGCUUUCGCCACGGUGGACCCGAAGAACGUAAGUUGCAGAGGGAUUCGUGGGAGGAGACUACUGGACGAGUCCAAAUCCACUGCAAAGAUCGGAAAAAGGUAGACGUGCCAGCAGGAGUAUUCUGUGCUCUUUGGGAGCCGGACGAUGAAGACGGCCUGUGCAAAGGAAGAGACUACCCGACAACCAUGAUCAUGAGCAAGAAUACAGUGGUGAGAACUCACACUGGAACUGGACAGAUCAUGACUAAUUUCGAACUUGUAUCAGAUCUUCCUUUUGUAGCCUAAUAGACGCUGUCUACGAGGUAGCAGUAGUCUCGUCACCGUUUUGUCUUCAUCUCUAGCUUGGCUGCUGUUCUGCAAGGAUGUUUACGAACUGCACCAAAUUUAUCUG
Molecule: messenger RNA, 1468 nt
Organism: Ornithodoros turicata
Lineage: Eukaryota; Metazoa; Arthropoda; Arachnida; Ixodida; Argasidae
Exons: 11
Coding region: 208-1362 (384 amino acids)
Source: RefSeq, a predicted model, not a curated record